This is a messenger RNA of Phragmites australis (common reed), 1015 nucleotides long. RefSeq lists its product as uncharacterized. Gene Ontology annotation, cellular component: TRAPP complex; trans-Golgi network; cis-Golgi network. Gene Ontology annotation, biological process: endoplasmic reticulum to Golgi vesicle-mediated transport; regulation of GTPase activity. NCBI's taxonomy places the organism in Eukaryota, Viridiplantae, Streptophyta, Magnoliopsida, Poales, Poaceae. The record is from RefSeq and is a predicted model, not a curated record. The transcript is spliced from 4 exons. Bases 161 to 688 code for a protein of 175 amino acids.
GUUCGUGCGGUCGUGCCUAGUCUAGUCUAGCCCCGACCGUAAAGACCUUUCCGCCAUUGGGUUCGCUGGCCAGAUCUCUGCCCCGUCCUCUCUCGUCGUCGCGCAUUCGGGAAGUCAUCGAGGAGAAAGAGGGGGACAAGGAGGAGCAGACGGCGAGGGGAUGGGGCGGGAGGUGGCGGAGAGCUGCGUCGACGGGGUGGUGAUGGAGAUGGUGGCGGCCUACUGCGGCCGCUUCUACGCCGCCAAGCCGGAGCUCGCCGCCCGCCGCAUCGAGGCCAUCGGCUUCCAGGUUGGCCACCAGCUAUCCGAGAGAUAUACCAUGGAGCGCCCUCGAUUUAGUGAUCAUCUCGAAGCAAUCAAAUUUAUCUGCAAAGACUUUUGGUCAGAGCUGUUCAAGAAACAGAUUGACAAUCUGAAAACAAAUCAUAGGGGUACCUUUGUCCUUCAAGAUAACCGUUUCCGGUGGCUUACUCGUGUUUCUCUAGAUCCAUCUGCAGAGAGCACGGAAGCAACUGACAAUGACUCUGCACCAAUUGGUGAUACUGCAGCCCAAACAACAAGCAUGCUUUUGUAUUUUCCAUGCGGGUUGAUAAGAGGUGCCUUGACCAACUUAGGAAUUUCGUGUUCUGUCUCUGCGGACAUGUCAAACCUUCCAGCAUGUUCGUUUGUGGUGCGCAUAAAGACAUGAACUGUGCGAAAUGAUACAAGUACAAUUAUAAGUGCCUGAUUGUGGUUGAAGUCGUUUGAACAUUGAGAGCGGGGUUCGAACAUGCAUUAGAUUGUAUUGUAGUGAUACAUUUAGCCAGGGAAAUACUCUAUUUAGCUGGUAAUUUUUCUCUGGUCGCAACCUGUUUUCAUCCUCAUUAAAUUACCUCCUACCCCUUUAUAAUCAUAUUCCAGAGAUUGGGCGCAAUUAUGUGUUGCAUGACAAAAGGCAUUUUCUAUGGAAUAGUCGAUGCAGCUUUGUAAAACUUCCAUCUACAAAAGUGGAUCAAUUUCACGUUCCUUUUGUGUA